AUGCGGCUGCCGAUGAUCAGCUGCAGCGCCACCGAGGAGGUCAGCGGCGCCGUGGCGUCCGUCACCGUGGAGCAGAUGCUGACGGUGUCGGCCACGGUGGAGGCGUCGCCGACCAUCGGGCAGAUGUACUUCGAGCGCGCCCUCGACGACGUCCGCGACCUCCUCGGCAAGACGCUGCUCAUGGAGCUCGUCAGCUCCGAGCUCGACGCAAAGACGGGUCUGGAGAAGCCGCGGGUGACGGCGUUCGCGCACAAGACGCUGCGGGAGGGCCACUACGAGGCGGAGUUCAAGAACGAGCACCACAAGGAGAUCUUCAUCAGGGAGAUCAAGCUCGUCACCGGCGGCGACAGCAGCACCGCCGUCACCUUCGACUGCAACUCCUGGGUGCACUCCAAGUUCGACAAGCCGGAGAAGCGCAUCUUCUUCACCCUCAAGUCCUACUUGCUGUCCGACACGCCCAAGGGCCUGGAGGACCUGAGGAAGAAGGACCUGCAGGAACUGCGCGGAGACGGGAGCGGCGAGCGCAAGGCGUCCGAGCGCGUCUACGACUACGACGUGUACAACGACCUGGGCGAUCCGGACAAGAACCCCGACCACCAGCGGCCCAUCCUCGGCGGCAGCAAGCGGUUCCCGUACCCGCGCCGGUGCCGCACCGGCCGUGCCCGGACCAAGAGGGACCCCCAGACGGAGAAGCGCGACGGGCACCACUACGUGCCCCGCGACGAGCAGUUCUCGGAGGUGAAGCAGCUCACGUUCGGGGCCACCACGCUGCGCUCGGGCCUGCACGCGCUGCUAGCUGCCGGCGAUCAGGCCGAUGCUGAUCAAGAAGGAGCUGCGCUUCCCGCACUUCCCGGCCAUCGACGAACUCUACAGCAACGGCAUCCCGCUGCCGGCGCAGACCGGAUUGGACGCCAUCCGCAGCGUCGUCCCGCGCGUGGUCAAGCUGGUGGGGGACACCACCGAUCACGUACUCCGCUUCGAGGUCCCGGAGAUGAUAGAGAGUAA
This is a messenger RNA of Miscanthus lutarioriparius, 1005 nucleotides long. The record is from the annotation of a GenBank genome assembly. Lineage: Eukaryota; Viridiplantae; Streptophyta; Magnoliopsida; Poales; Poaceae.